Molecule: messenger RNA, 9028 nt
Organism: Amyelois transitella
Lineage: Eukaryota; Metazoa; Arthropoda; Insecta; Lepidoptera; Pyralidae
Gene: jbug
Product: filamin-A
Exons: 54
Coding region: 231-8885 (2884 amino acids)
Biological process (GO): actin cytoskeleton organization
Molecular function (GO): actin filament binding
Source: RefSeq, a predicted model, not a curated record
CGCGUGCGCAGCGCCCAUACGCGCCGUUCGUAACACAUACUUGCACGAAAAUUUGUAUACAAAACAUUACGAAAACGACGAACGAGUGAUGAACUAAUGUGAUUGUGAUAAUUACAGUGAUGUGCUCUUAGAAGUAUAUUCAAGAUGACAACGAUACGCAGUGCCAAAGACAGCAAACGAAAUAGACAAGCCAAAUAUUUUUACGUUAGAAAGUGACGUCGUCUUCCGAGAUGGACGGCGUUCGGGUGACUCAUCAAGGACUGCGGGCCCAUUCCGCAGAAGGGUCCGCAGGGCGUAUCACCCAGGCCGGUCUGGCAGCCCGAAGCCCUGAGGGCACAGCCGCCAAAGGCAUGGCUAUAAAAGGCCACGAAGACCUUUGGGUGGAGAUUCAGGCGAACACGUUUAGGAAUUGGGUGAAUGAAACCUUGAAACCUGCGAAUAUAAAGGUUGUAGAUCUCGUUGAAGACCUCCGAGACGGCACCGUGCUAUGUUCGCUGGUGGAGGCGUUGCAAGGUCGCAGGCUGAAAGCAUGGAGUUCAAACCCUAGCAACCAGCAUCAGAAACUGGACAACGUGAGCUGUGCCUUGCAAGCCAUUGAAGACGAUGGCGUGAAACUCGUGAAUAUUGGAAACGUGGACAUCGUAAAUGGAAACCUAAAAUUAAUUUUAGGGUUAAUCUGGUCACUUAUAGUUAGAUACCAAAUUGGUAGAAGCAAAUUCCCUCCGAGAAAAUUAAUGUUAUCAUGGCUCCAAUCGGCCCUACCCGACUGCCGGGUCAACAACCUGACCACGGAUUGGAACAGUGGAGUACUGCUAUCAGCUCUACUCGACUAUUGCAAGCCAGGAGUGUUCCCGCGGUGGCGAGAACUCAAUCGUCAUGAAGCUAUAGAAAACUGCAGCCGUGCUAUGAAACUGGCACACCGUGAGCUUGACGUGCCCAUGGUGCUGGAGCCAGAAUACCUAGCUUCACCUUGGCUAGAUGAGUUAUCCGGCAUGACAUACCUCUCCUACUUCAUGAAACCAGGGUCUGCGGGGUAUAAAGCCACGCUAGACUGGGUCAACUCGCGUUUGGAAAGAGGGAUAACAAAUUUUACGACUGACUGGAACGAUGGUCGAGUGGCGAAUGAGCUGGUGCGGUCCAUGGGUGGCCCAGCCCCGCCCCCGAGCCGUCUGCGACGAGACCCAGCCCGGUGGGAGGAGAACAACCAGCAGGCCAUCGAUGCUGCAAAGAAAAUCGGUGUUCAGCCCGUGCUAUCAGCUCGCGACAUGAGUCAGAAUGACUCCGAGCACCUGGGGGUUAUGGCGUGGGCCACGCAGUUUAGGAACAUCCCACCGAGACCCCCAAUCCACGACAUGUUGAGGGUGCCGCUUGACUCUACUUCUGGAAGAGUUGGGGAAGAGACAUACAUUCCAGUAGAGAUACUAUCAAAUGAGCUCUCAAUAUCAGAUGUGAAGGUGUCAAUAGUAAAUCCCUUGGAACAAGAGUCCAGACUGAAACUAGACUCCCGCGGCGUCGGCGAGUUUAUUCCCCAACAUGCUGGCAUGCACGAAAUCGUUCUUACUGUGGAUGAUAUAAGGGUGGACGGCAAAUACUUCUUUAGAGUACUUCCAAGGUUGGUAAUGGUGCCACCGCCUGGUAUGGCGCCAUGCGCCGCCGGCAGUAUUGUUGAAGUACUAGUUAGCGCUACAGGUGCACCCAGAAGAGAAGACAUCGAUGUCACCGCUCACUCCCCAAGCGGCCGAGCAGUCCCUCUCCAAGCUCGGCAUCCGCCGCCUUCAGCUCCUGGCACCACCGCCUCCAGCGCCACCUUCCAGCCUGAUGAAGCUGGCACUUGGACUAUUGCUAUCACAUACAAAGGAGAACAUAUACAAGGAGGCCCAUUCACCUGUGAAGUCUUUGAUCCAUCUGGUGUACGUCUCAGCCCUGGCGCUCUUGAAGGGGCCGAGCCUCUAAAACCCCACUCCUUCGAGCUUGACACCAGCGGGUGCGGGGUGAAGGGCGACCUCCAACUCGACAUCGUCCACGAUAAGAGGAGCGUCAUGUGCGCGCUGGAGAAACUAUCUGCUACCAAAUAUCGAGCCACCUUCAUGCCCAAAGCGCCUGGUAAACAUAGGCUAUACAUCUACUUCAAUGGAUAUGAUGUGCACGGCUCCCCGCACAUGUUCCGUGUGGGUUCCAAGUCGAAGAAACCUCGCGAAAGUUCUAGUCCAUCGCCAGCUUAUGCGAGGAUUUCUAGUCCAGUAACACGUUUCCGCUCCGAAAGCCCGAUGAACCGAAAUAACUUGUACGAGUCAAAGCACAAUACCAGCUCGAUAGAUCGACGGGAAGAGCGACGUGACUCCACCGAUUAUUACAAAUACUCCGACGUCAAAGACAAGAGCUAUGACGUCACGGAUUCCGCAUAUUCGAGCUCCAGAGUCAAUAAGAUGGAAUACAGAUAUGGAUCGGAGAGCCCUAGGAAUAGGACUGCUAGUCCGAUUACAACGAAGCAUCUGGGAAACGGGGCUAGGCUCGACCUCAAUAGACCGACGAGUCCCUUUCGUGCCAGCAGUCCCUAUAGAGCGGCUAGCCCAAUUGGCAGGACUGCCAGCCCGCUAACGAGGAAGGAUAGCCCUUUGAAUAGAACUUCCAGCCCUAUAAAUCGGGUAAACACACCAACCGGCAGCGACCAGCGAUACAGCCCCGUGACGACGACGAAACGAGUCGUGGAGAAGAGGUCUAACUACAAGUACAGCUCCUUCAGCGGGUCUCAGGAUAACCUGGACCAGACGAGCCCCUAUUCCUCCCUUGAGGCAGACCGUAUCAAAAGACUUGGCAGCCCUAGUUCUGGUGACCCUGGAAGUAAACCGUUCAGAAAAGAUUCAUGGGACACAGUUGAGAAAACGAGGCAAAUGCUCAGUUCGAACAGCUUGGAGCAAACCAUCAGCCCUGACCGCUUCGGGCAGAGUACUCUAGACCGCGAGACCAAACGCAACACGCAGCUGAACAAGUUUAGCGACUUCUCGAGAGACUCCUUCAACAAACAUCUGGAUCGGUUGGCCGACGAUCGCGACUCCGACACCUACACCAGUCGACAAGAGUUCAAGCGCGAAGUGCGGGAGAGCUCGUACGUAGUUCGCGACUCCUCGUAUAGCAGCGUUGAGGAGCGUCAGCAACAUCAGCAGCCUUUUUUAUCCAAUAGGCCCCCCCGCGACCCUACCGGGGGGGCCCGCUCUGAGACGGACGCAGCACACGGACGUUUCAGACCAAUUCAAAGGGAUAACCAUAGAGGUGCCAAAGGAGUAGUAGUUACACCGACCUACAGAGGAGUGGUCGGGCAACCUGUCGAGUUUAUAGUUGACUGCAGCACCGCCGGCGCAGGUAACUUAGAACUCGAAGUAUCUGGUGGUAACGGAGCGCUGGUGGCCAGCUCAGUGCGUCCAUUAGGCAGCAACCGAUACGCAGCGGCCUUCACGCCGAGACUUGCGCGGGCGCAUACUGUCCGCGUUAUGUUCAACGAGGAACAUGUGCCAGGAUCCCCGUGGAAGGUAGAGGUGAUGGCUGGGCCGGCGGGCGGCGGCGGCGAGCCCGCCAGGCUAAUCCCCGCGCGGGUGCCGGCUGUCUUCGAGAUCACUACGGCCCCAGGAACAACUACCUUCACUAAGAGUGAGGUCGGCGUGACUGUGACUGCCCCGUCAAGACGGCCCGUGACCGCGAGAGUGCUGGAUGUAGCUGAAAGACCAGGGGUCUACCGCAUCGAAUUCACACCAGAGGAAGUCGGAACACAUCUUAUUGAUGUAUCGAUUGCCGAUGACAAGCUUGCUGCUGGUCCGUUGGUCGCGAAGGUUUACGACGCCAGCCUCAUCAAAGUCACGGAUGUUGGCAACGCCGUCGUGGGACAGCAAUGCCAAUUCAGAGUGGACGCAAGUGCAGCUGGCGAAGGACAGUUGGAAAUCUCUAUCAAUGAAGGAGAAGUACCCAACCAUGUUCAGGUCGUCGGUGGUGGACGAUGCUUAGUGUUUUGGAGGCCUGAAACAGCCACUCCGCAUAGAGUAGACAUUAAAUUCAAUGGAGAACCAGUACCAUCGUCGCCUUUUGUAUUCCACGUAACGCCUGCUCAACGCGUUACUAUUGACACUUCGCAAAUCGAAUUAAUACCGGUGGAUGAGACUGCGUCGUGUUCAGUGCGUGUGGAAGGCUCUGGCGGCGGUGAGCUUACAGUGACAGUCCGAGGACCGCGGGGAGAAGUUCCAGUGAGAUUAACUGGUGAUAUCAUAACGGGACUAGUAGCCAGCUUUGUCCCAAGACACGUUGGGCCUCAUACACUCACGGCCCAUUACAACAACCAGCCGGUACCGGAAACCCCAUUCAUUUGUAAAGCCUAUGAUGGGAAGCUAGUCAGUGUGACUGGAGGAUCGUCAGCCCGGGUUGGUGUGCCUGUGCAGUUGGCUGUUGAUGCAGCUCAGGCUGGAGAAGGGAACCUGGAGAUCACAGUUGCCGCAAGAGGGCUCAAUAUACCUACCCAAGUUCAUCCACAGGGAAAUGCCCGUUUCACAGUAUCUUUCACCCCAACAGAUGCUUGUGAUCAUGUUGUCAAUGUAUCAUUCAAUAAGAUGCGCGUCCCAGGCUGCCCCCUCGUCAUCGAGGUAUCCGAAGGGACCGGCAGCGGCGCCCGCGUCACAGUGCCGGGCCCCGCGCCGCUACACCAACCUGCCGCACUCACGCUACACCACCCCACAGCCACGCUGGACCAGAUCGAAGUCAAUGUUGAGGGUCCCAACGGCGCGUCCGUGCCGGCGGCGGUGUCGUCGGCGGGCGCGGGAGUCUUCCGCGCAGAGUUUGUGCCGCGGGCAGUCGGCGAGCAUCGCCUCAACGUGCUUGUCGACUCAGUCCCCAUUCCAGCUAGCCCGUUCCAUCUGAAGGUUUAUGAUGUAACCGCCAUCAGAGUCAAAGACGUGGCACAUGGAACAGUUGGCAAGCCCGUAACUUUUCUAGUUGAGACGAUGGCCGCGGGGCCUGGUAAUCUAGAGGUGACCGUGAAUGGUGGGCGAGUGCCCACAGCAGCGGCUGCGCAAGGAGCUCACACAUACGCCAUCAGCUUCACUCCCAGAGACCCGCGACCGCACACGGUAGAGCUACGGUUCAAUGGAGACCAUGUGCCAGGCAGCCCCUUCGUUUGCCAUGUGUCGGCCCCAGCGCGGGUAAUCGGCGCAGGAUCAAGCGAGUCUCCAGACAAAGUGUCCGUGGGUGAUCCUUACACCUUCAGCGUAGACUCGCCCACGUCCCCUCACGUGGAAGUGCUAGGUCCAGCUCGAAGACCAGUACCUGUACAGGUAUCAGCUGAAGAAACAGUGGGAGAAAAUGAAGCUAGCAAGCGAUAUACCAUCUCUUUCGUGCCGGUCGAUGUCGGAGAUCAUAGCAUAGAGGUUCGAGCCGGCGCCAUGGGCGGGCAUGUGGAAGGCAGCCCGUUCCUGGUGAAAGCGUACAGUGCUGGUCGCGUGGCCGUCACCGACAUAUCUCCCGGUGUGGUGGGGCGGCCAGUGUCCUUCACUAUCAAUGCUUCUCAUGCGGGUGCUGGCAAUCUAGAAAUUAUAGUCGCAGUCAAUGGGAGAAACGUGCCAAACUACGUACAAAGUGAAGGAAAUGCAAGAUUCAAGGUAAACUUCAAGCCAGUGGAGCCGGCCCCACACAUGCUGUCAGUUCGCUUCAACGGGCACACGGUCCCCGGGUCGCCGUUCGUGUGCCCGGUAUCGGCGCCCCCGCACUCGGGCGACGCCCGUGCUCACGGCCCGGGGCUGAGCUCGGCGUCUAGGGCUGAACCCGCCGAGAUACACCUCACUGGAUUUCAUACUGGCGAACCUACAGUAUACGUCUCUGGACCUGGCGGCAGCAACGUUCGUACUCGUGUGACGUCCACUGGGGAAGGAAGAUAUACAGCCACUUACACCCCCGAAGCAGUCGGACGUCACAGCGUGCAAGUGAUUUGUGCCGGUCGCCACGUGCCAGGCUCUCCGUUCACUUGCAACGUGUAUGAUGUGCGACGAGUCAGAGUUACUGGACUUGGGCCUGGAGAAUUAGAAGGCACACUAGAAGGCCUCAGUUUGGACGAUGGUGUGGACGAAGAGCGUGGUGUCGAAGUUGGAAAGCCAGUGACGUUCAGCGUAGAUGCUGCUGGUGCCGGUGAAGGCACCCUGGAACUAGUAGUGUCCACUCCGUCUACCACGGUUAAAGCGGAGGUGGUAGCCGUAGCCCGUGGUCUAUACGACGUGACAUUUGUGCCGGUAUCACGCGAGCCACACCGAGUGUCUGUCACGUUCAACGAGCAAGCGGUGCCAGGAAGCCCCUUCGUCUGCAGAGUCAGCGAGCCUCACACUUAUGUACAAAUAGGGGGCGUCGCCACAGUGGAGUUGGACGAGACACUAUCCGACGUAGAAGUCAUAUCACCAACUGGAGUACGCAUACCCGAAGCACAUUUAGAGGACACCGGUCUAUUGACCUUCCCGGCUACUAGAGUGGGCAGAUAUUUGGUGCGCAGUUCCAGAGGACCAGUCGCUGAAGUAGAGGCCCUGGACGCUUCAGCCGUGAAAGUUCUGUCUAUUGGAGAGGCAGUGGCACAUAAACCUGCGGUUUUGACAGUGAGCACGACCGGUGCCGGAGCUGGGCGGUUAUCCGCCCGCGUGUGGUGCGGCGGCGCUAGCGUGCCCCACUCCGUGCGCAGACGCGGCGGGGGGCGCCAGGAGCUGGUGUGGCACCCCGCCCGCGCCGCGCCGCACCGCCUCGCCUUGCUGUGGAGCGCCACGCCGCUGCACAGGCAGCCGCUGCUGGUGGACGUGCUGCCAGCUCACCAUGGACAAGAGGUCUCGGCAUCAGGCCUCGGCCUCUACCAGGCUCAAGUCGGUCGUGUAGCCUCGUUCAGUAUCGACACACUUGGGCGGCCCGCGAGAGAAUUCGACGUAGUGGUCUCCGGUCCUGGUUCCAGGGCAUUGCCCGUGCGUUGCUAUCAAACCAAAUCUGGCCUGUUACAAGCGGAGUAUACCAUUACUGAAGUGGGCCAAAGCACUAUAGAAGUACUACACCUCUCCAAACCAGUAUCAGGAAGUCCGUUCACAUGCGAGUCAUUCGACCCUAAUAGAGUGAUUCUGUCAGGGUUACCCACUGGCAAUAUCAUCACCAAUACGCCGAUUAACUUUAAUGUGGAAACAAAAGACGCUGGUGUGGGAGAAUUAGAAGUGGUUUGUGAGGCUAUGGGCGAUGGAGGGGGAGGUGGAGAGAGGAGAGUUCGAGUACCCGUCGAUAUCAGAGAAGAUGGCCGCUCUUAUCGCGUGCGCAUGCGGCCUGCCUUGCCUGCGCAUUACCGCAUUUAUAUUACUUACGGAGGUGCCCCAGUAGCAGGCAGUCCAGUUUCGCUAGGCGUUCUGAACACUCGCAGUAGUAGCGUGGCGCGAUGUGCUGGCACGGGUUUGGUCCAUGCGCACGUGGGUAAAGAGGCCGCUUUCACCAUACAUUGCGAUGAAGAUGCCACGCCCACUGUCCAGGUUGAAAGGCUAACCGACGGCAAAGAAGACUCAACAGAUUCCGGUCUAUUAGAAUGUAGAGUAGUCGCAGGUGCGCCUCGGGAGUGGCUAUGCGCCUAUAUUCCUUUAGUCGUGGGCUUGUAUGAAGUCAGGAUAUUCACCAGCAGCGGACCUCUUCCUGGAAGUCCAUUCUCCGUGAAGGUUAUAGAUACCUCAGCUAUAAUGCCAGUGGGCGGUUGGGGCGCAGACAACGCGGGGCGUGUACGAGCUCCCUCCAAAUUAGUACUGGACACCAGCAACGCCGGACCAGGAUCGCUGGAGUGUCUGUUGGCUGGACGCCAUCAACGUGUGGAAACUGUAUCCGGCCGCGCAGUAGUUACCCUAUCUGGCGAGGGCGCCGGCGCUGGCGAGCAUGAACUAGAACUAACGUAUAACGGCGCCCUGGUGGGGGGAGCUCCUCGCAGAGCGUUACUAGCUGCACCAGGAACUGCUGACCGAGUGGCAUUGGCUGGACGUGGAUUGGCUCAUGCAGCACCUCAUACACCGGCUGUCUUCACCAUCGACGGAAGCGCAGCAGGUCCCGGCGCUCCCGAAGCGUCGCUGUCUACCCCGGACGGGGAGACGGUCCCGGUGGCGUUAGCGGCCGCCGGGCCGGGGCUGUGGCGGGCAACGUAUACCCCGCGAAGACCUGGCGACCACCAGCUUAGGGUCAUGUGGGCUGGUCGACUCGUCAAGGGCUGCCCUCUAACAGUGAACGUGUCGCCGGGCGGCGAGAGCGGCGACGCUUCCCGCGUGGUCUGCUCCGGCACCGGGCUCGUGUCCGGCAUCGUCGGGCAUGAGAUCCGUUCGUGGAUCGACACCCGACGCGCCGGACCCGGCGAGCUUACGGCGCACUGCACCGGACCUAACAAGGUCGCGUACUGCGAACUAUACGAGCACGGUGACGGCACAUUCACACUCAACGUAAAGCCUGCGGAGGCGGGCCGACACGUGCUCAGCAUACAGUUUGCUGGAGAACAUGUGCCAGGAUCGCCGUUCAUACUCAAAGUGGCCGGCGCGCCUGACCCUUCUAAGGUUCGUGUGUACGGACCGGGUGUGGAGCCAGGCGUGUUGGCGACAUUCCAGUCACGGUUCUUAUGCGACACGAAGGGCGCCGGCGCAGGACAGUUGACAGUGCGAGUGCGCGGACCGAAGGGCGCCUUCCGCGUUGAGAUGCAAAGGGAAAACCAGAAGGACAGGACUAUACUUUGCAAGUUUUCGCCCACCGAACCCGGCGACUACCGCGUGGAGGUCCGAUGGGCAGGCCGCCACGUGCCCGGCUCGCCGUUCCCGGUCAUGAUCUUCGACACACAAGAGGAAUUGCGAAGAUAUCUCCAAGCCUCCGCCGCUUGACAACAAGUACCCUAAUUAGAUUUUGAUAUCUGUUGAUUGAAUAUUGAAACGGAUUUUUUUUAACCCAAUAGCUCGAUUGAUCCAAUUUAUUUUAACCGCGAUAUGUCCAAUUACAAAAAAGACAAUCAUCAUGCUGCUUAAAU